Molecule: messenger RNA, 1051 nt
Organism: Brassicogethes aeneus
Lineage: Eukaryota; Metazoa; Arthropoda; Insecta; Coleoptera; Nitidulidae
Source: the annotation of a GenBank genome assembly
GUUUUUAAUCGACGGCCAAACCGAAAUUGUUUUAAGACUGAAAGAGGGUGGAGAAACACCCGUAGGUACUUUAAUUUAUAAGUUAAGAGGAGCAGAUCCUGACGGUGACAGGUUGCUGUUUGGUGUACGAAAUAGUCAAGUUAGCGAUAUCAUUCGAGUGGAAAGUACUUCACGCACGGAAGCCAGUGUGUUUUUAAACAAAGAAUUGGACAGGGAGGAAAGAGACGAAUAUGCUUUGGUCCUGACAUUGACAGACGGCCAUCUAGGUCAAGGCAACUACGUAACCCAAAGCCUGCUGCUGCUUGUGGAGGAUGUGAACGAUAACAUUCCGAUUUUCAAAAACCAUCAACCGUCCGUCAUGGUCAGGGAGGACGAGUCCACUGGUCCGAUUGCCACUCUGGAAGCGACCGAUGCCGAUGAGGGCGCCUACGGACAAGUUGUCUAUCAUCUUGGCGAAACUGAUGAUGCACCAUUGUUCAGUGUCAGCACUGUCGGCGAAAAGGCUGUCGUUCGUCUUAUAGUGCAUGCUGUGGAUGGCGAUCGAGGAGUCAACAAUCCCAUUGAGUACUCCAUAUCAUCAAACAGCAUCACAAAUGCAGAGGCAUCUCUAUUCAGCAUCAAUGCUGAUACAGGAUUGGUUGUAACAUCUAACCUGGUCGAUAGAGAAUCAGGAUCUGAAAGCUUCAUCUUACAAAUAACCGCCACCGAGUUACAAAGCAGCAUUACCCCACACCCGUCUACUACGACAGAAGUAACUGUUAUGAUAAUGGACGAAAAUGAUGAAAGUCCAAGAUUCAAAAGUACGCGAUAUGAAUGCGAGAUUUCCGAAAACUCCCCCGUAAACACGCCUGUCACUUUUUUAGGAAACGCCAUACCUGAAGUUUUUGAUUUUGACCAAGUAAGAUUUUUCUUAUAUGGAAGGGGUUUAGUUAACAUAGUUUUCAAUACAGGUUAUUAUUUACAAAUUACAAGUAUGAAUUUGUUAUUGUUAUCCUAUGCUUUAAUUUUUUGUGUUGUGGCUUUUGCUAUUCAUGUUUUUUCCCUUAGUUAA